UUCAAAUUUGAGGUUAUUUACAAGAAAGACUUGAAAUAUUGCAAAUUAUAACUUGAUUUAAUUAGGAAAAGUUCAUUGAAAAGAAAUAGAUAUUCAACAAAAGUGCAAAAUGUUUAAGAAAAUGCUAUCACGGACACUAAUGCAUUUACAGAAACCCAGUGUUUUAUCCGGACAAAGCUCUGUUUGUAGAGUUACGCAUUUGAGACAAAUACAUUGUGGAGUUUGUUUAGGUCAUCCUCGACAUACACCGAAACCAAACAAGCAGAGUCAAGCGACCCCGGCCAUAGCCGGCAAGUACCAGGUGAUAACAGAAGAUAAUUCGCCUGUGAUCGAGCACACCGUCGAUGAAUUACAUGCAGAAGAAAAGUAUCCCCUAUUAAGCGAUGAAUUUGAUGGCAUAAAUCUUGAAAGAGGUAAAAACGGUGUUUUUGAAAUUGAAGAUUUAGUAGACUUACUUCAGAGGGAGAAUUCUAGAGAUAUAUUUGUAGCUACAGUACCAAGAGAAAUCAACUAUUGUGACUACAUUGUUGUAGUCAGUGCCCGCAGUAAGAGGCACAUUCGAGCACUGGCUGAGUUUGUUAGAAAAGUCUAUAAGAAAAAAUGUUACAAACAUGAUCCAAUACCAAGGCUUGAAGGGAAGGAUUCUGAAGAAUGGAUUGCAUUAGAUUUAGGUAAUAUUGCUUUACACGUUUUCUCUGACAAAGUGAGACAAAUAUAUGAUUUAGAAACACUUUGGGCAGUCGGGCCCGAGUAUGAUGAACAAAUCAACAAGAAGAGUGAAGUUGUAGAAAUGUUUGAGAACUACAGUUCAUACUUGAAGGACCUGAAGCCGUUGUCAUAGCUGUGUAGCUCGUUCAUCUGUACAUAAUUAUAAUAGUUUCUUUAUCAUUUUGUGUGUGUUAUAGAAAUUGAAAAACCAUUAAAAGUCUCAUAUAAAAUGUUUAUUUUGCUUAAUCAUUACAUUUAAGAUACAUAAAAUGUAGAUUGUAUAAUUCAAUCACAUUGUAAAUAAUAAUGGAACAAUUACAA
This is a messenger RNA of Pectinophora gossypiella (pink bollworm), 1029 nucleotides long. RefSeq lists its product as uncharacterized. Gene Ontology annotation, biological process: negative regulation of ribosome biogenesis; negative regulation of translation. The transcript has 3 exons. The record is from RefSeq and is a predicted model, not a curated record. Bases 110 to 841 code for a protein of 243 amino acids. Gene Ontology annotation, molecular function: ribosomal large subunit binding. NCBI's taxonomy places the organism in Eukaryota, Metazoa, Arthropoda, Insecta, Lepidoptera, Gelechiidae. Gene Ontology annotation, cellular component: mitochondrion.